Molecule: messenger RNA, 1204 nt
Organism: Stegastes partitus (bicolor damselfish)
Lineage: Eukaryota; Metazoa; Chordata; Actinopteri; Pomacentridae
Product: phosphatidylcholine:ceramide cholinephosphotransferase 2-like
Exons: 6
Coding region: 215-1204 (329 amino acids)
Biological process (GO): ceramide biosynthetic process; sphingomyelin biosynthetic process
Cellular component (GO): endoplasmic reticulum membrane; plasma membrane; Golgi membrane
Molecular function (GO): sphingomyelin synthase activity; ceramide cholinephosphotransferase activity
Source: RefSeq, a predicted model, not a curated record
GCGGCAGGAGGAUUUAACGCAGAUUUUAGCGCAGAGAAAGUGAAGAUUUCUGCGCAGGAGCGACGACACUCUGCGGGCGAAGCGGCUCGACCAAUCACACGCCUCCUCUGUGACCUCACCGCUGACCUGCUGAUAUUGAUCCUGGAUUACUGAUCACAUCUGAACCGGGCCAAGCAGUCAGCUGACUGGUCCAGACCGGACUUUGAGCGGACCGAUGGCGGCGUCAGAACUGAUCCAGGACGAUGACGACAUUCGGGACCACGUGGACGCCAACAUGACCGCGGCCGACCCCCCGACACCUCCGCGCACCCUCGCCAACGGCAGCCCGACCCGACACGCCUCCUCGCCGCCCGCCGACGCCGUGGACGGCCGGGGCAAAGGCGAGCGCAGCAAGCUGAGUGGCCUGCUGAAGCAGAACCAGCUGAUCCGGUCCCUGAGCAGCGGCCUGCGGCGCCACUGCGACUACGUGAAGAUCUCGGUGACGGAGGAGCACGCCGACCGGCUGCCCAAGGAGUGGUGGAAGACGGGCGUGGCCUUCCUCUACGCCGUCUUCAACCUCGUCUUCACCACCGUCAUCAUCACCGUCGUCCACGAGCGCGUCCCCGACAAGUCGGUGAGCCCGCCGCUGCCCGACAAGUUCUUCGACUACGUGGACCGAGUGCCGUGGGCGUUCACUGUCACCGAGGUCAACGGGCUGAUCCUGGUCGGGCUCUGGCUGGUCCAGUGGAUCUUCCUCAAACACAGGGCCAUCAUCGGCCGGCGCUGCUUCUUCCUCAUCGGGACGCUCUACAUGUACCGCUGCGUCACCAUGUACAUCACCACGCUGCCCGUUCCCGGGAAGCACAUGGUCUGCGCUCCGAAGCUGUACAACGACUCGACGGGGAAGAUCUGGAGGAUCCUGAGGCUGAUCUCAGGAGGAGGGUUGUCUCUGACCGGCUCCCACCUGAUGUGCGGUGACUUCCUGUACAGCGGCCACACCGUCAUGCUGACGCUCUCCUACCUGUUCAUCAAAGAGUACUCUCCCGGCUGGAUGUGGUGGUACCGCUGGAUCUGCUGGCUGCUCAGCGCCUCCGGAGUCCUCUGCAUCCUCAUCGGCCACGAGCACUACAGCGUGGACGUGGUGGUCGGGUACUUCGUCACCACCAGGACCUUCUGGUGGUACCACACGAUGGCCAACACUCAUGUAGGUACACACACCAUGUAG